Molecule: messenger RNA, 3312 nt
Organism: Otolemur garnettii (small-eared galago)
Lineage: Eukaryota; Metazoa; Chordata; Mammalia; Primates; Galagidae
Gene: CHRM5
Product: cholinergic receptor muscarinic 5
Exons: 2
Coding region: 703-2547 (614 amino acids)
Biological process (GO): gastric acid secretion; G protein-coupled receptor signaling pathway, coupled to cyclic nucleotide second messenger; adenylate cyclase-inhibiting G protein-coupled acetylcholine receptor signaling pathway
Cellular component (GO): synapse; plasma membrane; dendrite
Molecular function (GO): G protein-coupled acetylcholine receptor activity; G protein-coupled serotonin receptor activity
Source: RefSeq, a predicted model, not a curated record
CUCAAUGACAAGCUGUUCAAACAGAGAGCACCUAUCACAACGAAUAUGAUCAUCUGCGCCUCUCUUUCUUCCUUUCAGGAUAUACUGCUGUCCAUCAGGAGAAGUAAUUAACAGGCUGAUUAUGUAUGAAAGCGUCAUCCCAUCAGUUUGCGGCUGGCUUGAAUAGCUCAUCUCAGCUUUUCAUUCAUGCCAAGUAGACUCCGUGUCCGGAGAUAUGAUAAAGCCAUACCUCCUCUCGGAUUUUUCCCUUGCUACUUGAAAAACAGCGCACCAGAACUAUGUGUUACAGGGGCACUAGGAGAACCGAAGAAGAAAUCCUUUUAUCCUCUAGCUAAUGGACUGAAAAGUUGGUAAAGAGAAAAACAAGGAAAGCCAGAGAGUGCAAGAGGACAUCCAUGCUUCUAGACCAGGUCGUUGUUUGGGGUUUUGGGGGUGUUUUUUUUUUUUUAUAAAGCAGCUUGAUUUGGGAGCAUGUGUAGUUCUGAAAUAUGAACAAACAGAACUUUUCCAGAGGGUAAAAUGUCUAUAGAAACAGCCAGGAUUUCUCACUGCUGAAGCAUUCAAUGAAUUUUUAAUAAGUUCUGAACACUCAAAUUGUCUGCAGUCAGAUCAACUGCUGUUACCAGAUAAAGGCAAAAUUCACCCUUCUGGUUCUAUAAUCCUAUCCAUAUAGUCUCCAUCUAGUGCAUGCUGUCCUAACUAAUGCUUCAGGAUUAUCAGGAAUACAGAAAUAAAGACACUGCAAGAAAUAAAACGCACCGGGAAAAGAGAACACGAAGGGGAAGUACAGAAGGCAUCUCAGGUACGAAGCUUACUAUUUCCAGCCAGAGUUCAAAUUACGGAGCUUCAAACAAACCACUACCAGAUGCGUGGCCAAGAAGAGGUGAGACAGAAAAGAGAACGGUCAAGAACCUGAGAUUUAAUCCUAAUGUAAACUCUGGCACCAGGAUGGAAGGGGAAUCUUUGCACAAUGUAACCACAGUCAAUGGCACCCCAGUAAAUCACCAGCCUUUGGAACGCCAUGGGUUAUGGGAAGUCAUCACCAUCGCAGCUGUGACCGCUGUGGUGAGCCUGAUCACCAUUGUGGGCAAUGUCUUGGUCAUGAUCUCCUUCAAAGUUAACAGUCAGCUCAAGACAGUUAACAACUAUUACCUGCUCAGCUUAGCCUGUGCAGAUCUCAUCAUUGGCAUCUUCUCCAUGAACCUCUACACCACCUACAUCCUCAUGGGACGCUGGGCUCUUGGGAGUCUGGCUUGUGACCUUUGGCUUGCACUGGACUAUGUGGCCAGCAAUGCCUCUGUCAUGAACCUUCUGGUGAUCAGUUUUGACCGUUAUUUUUCCAUCACAAGACCCCUGACAUAUCGGGCCAAGCGUACCCCAAAGAGGGCUGGCAUCAUGAUUGGCCUGGCCUGGCUGAUUUCCUUCAUCCUCUGGGCCCCAGCAAUCCUCUGCUGGCAGUACUUGGUUGGGAAACGGACGGUCCCACCGGAUGAGUGCCAGAUCCAGUUCCUCUCUGAGCCCACCAUCACAUUUGGCACUGCCAUUGCUGCCUUCUACAUCCCUGUUUCUGUCAUGACCAUCCUCUACUGCCGAAUCUACCGGGAAACAGAGAAGCGAACCAAAGACCUGGCUGACCUCCAGGGCUCUGAUUCCGUGGCCAAAGCUGAGAAGAGAAAGCCAGCUCACAGGGCUCUGCUCAGAUCCUGCCUCAGCUGCCCUCGACCUGCCCUGGCCCACAGGGACAGGGAGCAGGCCUCCUGGUCAUCCUCCCGCAGGAGCACCUCCACCACCGGGAAGCUGUCCCAAGUCACUGGCCCAGGCCCUGACUGGCCCAAAGCUGAGCAGCUCACCACCUGCAGCAGCUACGCUUCCUCAGAAGACGAGGACAAGCCCACCGCAGAGCCUGUCUUCCAAGUGGUCUACAAAAGGCAGGCCAAGGAAAGCCCAAGGGAAGAAUUCAGUGCUGAAGAGACCAAGGAAACUUUUGUGAAAGCUCAAAAUGAACAAAAUGACUAUGACACCCCCAAAUAUUUCCUGUCUCCAGCUGCUGCUCAUAGACCCAAGAGUCAGAAAUGUGUGGCCUAUAAGUUCCGAUUGGUGGUAAAAGCUGAUGGGACCCGGGAGACCAACAAUGGCUGUCACAAAGUGAAAAUUAUGCCCUGCUCCUUCCCAGUGGCCAAGGACCCUUCGACGAAAGGCCUCGACCCCAACCUCAGCCAUCAAAUGACAAAACGAAAGAGAAUGGUCCUUGUCAAAGAGAGGAAAGCGGCCCAGACCUUGAGUGCCAUUCUCCUGGCCUUCAUCAUCACAUGGACCCCUUAUAACAUCAUGGUCCUAGUUUCCACCUUCUGUGACAAGUGUGUCCCAGUCACCCUGUGGCACUUGGGCUAUUGGUUGUGCUAUGUCAAUAGCACCGUCAACCCCAUCUGCUAUGCCCUCUGCAACAGAACCUUCAGGAAGACCUUUAAGAUGUUGCUUCUCUGCCGAUGGAAAAAGAAAAAAGUGGAAGAGAAGUUGUACUGGCAGGGGAACAGCAAGCUACCCUGAGCGGCUCACAGCUCCUCCUCAAAGAAUAAUGCCCAGAGCCAGCUUCCUCUGAGGGUGGGCAAGCUGAAUUUGGUGUGUAUAUUUUUUGAAAAGACAUCUGCCAUUUUGAGCCCCUGAGGACUUCUGUAAAGGCGGAAGGUCCAUUGCCAAAAGGAAGGAGUCACAGCUGCAGCAAUUUCUGUCACAUUUAAUGAUGCUUGCCUGUAAACAAAGCCACCUGAUGCUACUGGAGGUUGCCAAUGAAGUAAAGAGAGUCUUGCCGCCCUUCACAGGAGGAAGCCCACUGCGUCACAGUGAGCAAUGGCUUAAGGAACUUUUGUCACCCUUCUGUGGAGAAGAGCAGGGACCAGGUGGAAACCUUCCCAUGUGGAAAUCUGUCCUAGAGUUUUGUGCAAUAUGUAAGAGUCUUGUGUGGGUGACAACCCAGAGACCGUAAAUCAGUGUUACCUGUUAACAGAAGUGAUUAUUCAACUGGUUUCUAAGAAUUUAUUUCUUCACAAACUGAUCAGUGUUUCUCACACAGCUAUUAUGUGGUCUAUACUGCGGUAUGUUUUCCUGUCCCUACAUCUGAGUGCAGUGCGGCUCUUUCUCCUCCCUUUUAAAACAGAUGCCAAUUCCUGGGACUCACUGAAACCAUGCUGAUCCCCUUGGAACCACCCUUCCUCUGAGACUCUGGGGUCCAGAAGGACAUGGAAACCUGGUCACACUCAGUCCUUCAGAGGGACUUCUGUUCUGUUAAUAAAGAUGAUCAAGUCUCCACAAUCA